This is a messenger RNA of Stegastes partitus (bicolor damselfish), 2450 nucleotides long. RefSeq names its product Rieske domain-containing protein. The record is from RefSeq and is a predicted model, not a curated record. Bases 165 to 569 code for a protein of 134 amino acids. Gene Ontology annotation, molecular function: 2 iron, 2 sulfur cluster binding. Lineage: Eukaryota; Metazoa; Chordata; Actinopteri; Pomacentridae. The transcript has 3 exons.
GCAGCAGCUCCUCAGUGCGCACGGCUGCGCGUCGCACCGCUCGGCCUGCUGGUUAAUAUGGAAUAUCUGCACCGAUCCACCGGCCAAAACCGUUUGCACCGGCGGAAAAAAGGAGCCCUGCAGUAGCGCAAAUUAGAAAAACAGCUCGUUUCGCCGGUUUCUUUAUGGCUUCUGGCUCCGGAGAUGAAGAGGGAAACACGGAGGGCGGUUCGUGGAGGCUCAUAGGCCCGGCCUCGGAGCUCUCCAAGAAGCGCUGCCGCUUGAUGCACUCCUCUCUCGGCUACGACUCUGAUGUGUGUCUCUUCUACGUGAAGGGGGACUUCUUUGCCAUGGAUGCUCGAUGUUCACACUCCGGUGGUCCUCUGUGUGAGGGGGACAUAGAGGAGGCUGACGGAGUCCUACAAGUCUUCUGUCCCUGGCACGACUAUGACUUUGACCUCAGGACUGGGAAGUCAGGGACAUCGCUACAGCAACAAGUGUAUGAAGUCAAGCUGGAGGACGGCAAAGUGUACGUGAAGCACCCGAGUCGUCUCUCCUUGCAGCCUUUUCCUGCAGACCAAAAAAGCUGAGCGACCUCGGCUGCCGCUUCCUCGUCCUCCUCCUCCUCCGAGCCCUUUGUGAGACCUGCACACGGCUAUUUUUAAGACCUGUUCCACAAACCCAAGCCAUCCGAAAACAUUCCUAAAGCCUUAUCUUUCGUGUUCUCGAGCUGUUUUUUUUUACUUUGAUCAUUGUGAACUCAGGACCGUAUCGAGGAGAUUGUCUGAAGAGGACAUGACAUCAUGAAAUUGUUUUUCUUGAGUUUUUUCUUGCCUGCAUUCCAGAUGCAGAGUCAUCACUGGCACUGAACGUGGAGACUUUGAUAACACACUGGACAGUAGCUAAUAGGCAACACAAAAACACAAAAUUUGGCAGCAUAGAAGUUAUUUUCCGAUAUAAUUCCUAAAGCAGUUUUGUUAUAUAUGCAAGCAAAUCAUUUCUCUUCGGCGAAUGCUCACAAAUGUCUCUAAUCAAAAUGUGAAAUUAUGAUUUGCAAAACACAGUCUAGAAUAGCUCUUUUGGGGGGGAUAUCAAGUGCAGCCAGUAAUGAAGCCUUUGUGUUUUGCAGACAUGGCAGAAGUAUUAUUUAUUACAAUAUGUGCAAAAUGCAGCACUAACCGAGGGAGUUAUAAAUGCACCCUAAAUGGAGUAAAAAUUUAACAUCAUCUUUAUGUUGUCACAAGAUGCCAAUCAUUUAUUGUGGCAUGUUUGUAAUUCUGAGAGCCAGACAAACGGGGAAUUGGAAUAAGCAGCGCAGGUUUCCUUUUUAUAAAGCACACAUUUGUUUGCAAUGACAGUUUCUUUCAAAGACACAACUAAGCUGCACUGUCCCGCGUUCUUGUUCCGAUCCACCGAUGAUGCUUUUCCUAUCCUCAACAAACAUCACCUGCAGUCCCACAGUGACAGACGGACUUGUUGAGUUGUGGCUUUGGAUAAGUUUAAACACUUUAUUCCAGUGAAGUCAUACAGUAGAAACUCCCUUUGAGUAUUUGUCCCUCGACUGUUUUUUAACCCAAUUAGAACACACAUGAAGGACACUGCGGCUACGAUUAGUGGCAGUUCCAGUUCUAAGACGUCCCCAUCAGCAUUUCUCUCCAUUCCUGGACUUUGCACAGACAGGUUUGUCUGCUGCUGACGCAAUGGGAUUUAAGAGGCACGGUUUGUAAGGCGCCGGAGGAAGGUUCACGACCUGAAAUGCACCAUUGACUGAAGAAAAAUGUGUUUUUCUAGCUCUGUGUGUGUGUGUGUGUGUGUGUGUGUGUGUGUGUGUGUCCGAUGCAAGAGUGUUUUCUUUAUUCCUUAGUGGCGAGAGCAGUCACUCACUAUAUUUUCUGUCAACUCCGUUUUCUGGCAGAUGCACAGAGGCCAGUCAUGAAGGUGUCAAUGACAGUGUGGCUCAACACCCUCCGGUUUUCCUCCCUACUGUGCUGCCCGUUGUGCAACUUUAUUACAAUAAUAAUUCCACUGGCUAAAAAUGUGUUUUGUGUGCACCAGAGGUAUUGCUUUGUUGCGUUAUGACUCAUCACCUGGAGGGUAAUGAGCACGCUCAGUGGAGAUGUGACUGCUUUGUGUCAGGAGAGAAAAGUCAAAGUAAACAUUGUCUGCAACUCUGCAGGAGUGGUUUUUACAUUUUUACAUGUUGACAUGACAUCCCUCGAGUCUCCUAAAAACGCUGAUGGAAAACAGCGUUCUUGUCAGGUUUUUGUUGUAUGUUUCCUAAAGUCUAUUUUAUAUCCUUUGCUAAUUUUGAUGUAUUUUGUCUUUCGCAUGUGCAUCUGGCCUUUAGGUUGAGGGCAGACUGCGUAUGCAACCUAUCUGCUGUAAGGUGAUUUGUUCGUGGUAAACUUGUGACUUAUGCAAAAAUUCUGUUUAUCUGUACUGUUUAAUUCAUAAAUUAUUCUGUUAAUGUC